UCCUUAAGCCACUGUUGUCAGUUGGUUUUUUUCCUCCUCCCCCUCUUCUGCUGCCCCUCGUGUGCUCGUGUUGCGAAUCUUAUCACUGAAAGUGGGUGAAAGGACUGACAAAAAGCGGACGAGUGAGAAGAUGAAGGCGUCUGUGGGGAGAAAAAGUGGCCGGAGUGUUGAAAUUUGUUCAAUUCUCAUUCUGAUGAUUGCUACAAAAUGUUUGGCAUCAUCAUCGUCCACAUCGUCGGAGGAGGAGUCCACUGAAUCCACAGAGUUCACAUCCACCAUAGAGCCGGAUGCGGCUCCCGGAUGCAAUCCGCCGAAGAUAGUGAGGCCGGUGCGCGAGGGCACCAGCACUGCUGCACCGAUAAUGUCCAUCGAGACGACGACCAUCUACCUGCCGGAAGAUUUCACCACGGCGGAUUUGGAGUUUGUGGACGCGAAAUCCUUCGUUGAGCCCUCAGAGUCGCGCUACACCAACUUCUCGCCGUACUCGCUGAACCAGCAGAAGAGUCGCGCCAAGAGGCGACGUCGCAGGGGGUUGCCGGUGGUGGAGAAGGAGGCAGCCGAUGCCCAUAUUUAUAUCCAAUCGGCGGAUUUGGUGAGCAGUCUCGCCUCGGGUGAGGCAAAUAAAUCCGCAGGCGAGAGUGUGUAUUAUGGAUUGAACAACAGCGGCAAGCGGGGAGUGUUUAAUGAAACAUCAGACGCACAUAAAUCGAAUGGAUCAGACACAGAUGCUGGUCUGCCACAUCAAAGGGUGAAGAGAAAGUCGGGAAAGACCACAGGCGCGCUGAGUCGCCCCAAACCAGGACACUCGGAUUCCAGCUCCAAGAGUACCAACCGGAAAAUGCAAGUUGGACCUGAUGAUGGCAGCGAAGAUCAUAGAUUACCCUAUCCGGGUGAGUAUUCGGAGUCGGAGGAGGAGGAAUCUGAGGAGGAUGCCGAGGAGAAGGAAAUCAAUCAGUUCCGCAUCGUGAGCGAGAUUCGCUUUCCGAGCGAAAUUGGACCACUUGGCGAUCGAAGGCUAUGCAAGAUUAAGUGUAUUAAAGGAAAGUGGGUUGGACCACUAUGCGCUGCAUCAUUGGACGAAGACGAAUACGGAAAUUUCAAAUUUCAACCACUCUACAAAAGCUGUCACGUCAAUCGGAUUCCACCUCAUUUACUCUUGAGCUACAGAAAUGUUUCAGUGACCGUCGGCUGGGAUCUGCCCCACGGUCACUCACUCCAGGCCAGAUGCAAGGAUUUGGGCAUGUACAAACUUCUGGGGGAGUCUCGUGUUUUGUGCUCCAAUGGCCUCUGGGCACCACGGAUGCCGUCAUGUGUUCCAACAACACUUCUCACCAACUAUUCAGAUGACAGCCCACCGUCCAUUCGGAUAAAGGUGGGUGUGGGGUCGGGUGCCUUCGAGCCGAGUGGUGUGCUGGCAGUGCUGCCCGGCAGCACAAUUCAUCUCGACUGUAUGUACCCGAGGCACCGUGGGACGCCAGAGUGGACAUGGACGGGGUACUUUCGUCAAUAUCUCACAGGAUGGUCCACGAUGCCAGAGGAGAAGGCCACCAAGUACCGGCUGACGAUAAAGGAUAUUCAGAAUCAGGACACUGGCACCUACACUUGUGCCUCGCCACGCGGUUUGACCAACAGCAUCGUGAUUGUUGUCGCUGUGUCUCAGUGUCCGAUGGUGCCGGAUCCGCAAGCUCCGCUUCAGCUACGUCUCGAAGGCACGAAGCUGGGCCAGAGAGCGCUCUAUCGAUGCCCCCUGGGAUACAGUCUCGAUGGAGUUGCCAAUUCCACGUGUCUGGCAAGCGGCAAUUGGUCAUCACCACCACCCACCUGCCAUCCAGUUCAAUGUCCGUCGCUCUACCUGGAAGAUCCCCACCUGAGUCUGGUGGAAUUGAAUACAUCGGCAUGGGGACGAGCUGUGUUCAAGUGCUCCUGGGGCUAUCGUCUCAGCGGUCCGCCAGGCCUGGAGUGUGAACCAUCUGGUGUGUGGAGUGGACCUGUGCCCCGAUGCCGAGCAAUCCAGUGUCCGCAACCUCUGGUGCCAAUAAAUGGUCGCAUUGAUGGAACAAGUGGCUCCAACAGCCAACGACGCUACCCCGUCGGCGCCCUGGUCAUGUUCAGCUGCACUGAGGGGCACAUCCUUGUGGGUGAAGCGAGUAUUGUUUGUGCCGAAACUGGGUUGUGGUCCCAACCACCUCCGUUCUGUAAAGCUCAGUGUCCAUACCCCGGAGAUCCGCCCAAUGGUUUAAUCGCCCCAUUGAAAUUUCAUUAUGAUCCUGGAGAUUAUCUCAGUAUCCAGUGUCGGCCGGGCUUUGUGGAGUAUGGGGCCAAUGGGCCACCUGAGCGGCCACGAUGCCUGCCGGAUGGGAAUUGGUCGUCACCUGUGCCACAGUGCAAAAACUACGAAGAUGUAUAGGAGUAAGGAAAAUCGACAUCUCCCCGAGGCGUACUAUUUUCCUCAAGAGUCGUCAUUCCGCUCCGGAGAGCAAGAAGAACAAGAAAACAGUGGAGAGAAAAGGCACCACAUGGGCGAGAGUGGCAUAAGAGAUUAUUCUAAAGCAAGAGCGUGAGAAGGUAUUCAUGUAAAAAAAGGAGUAUUUUUUGUAAAUUAAGCAAGCAGGGUGAUAACUAUAUGGUUAGAAUGAUAGAUAAAGUCCUCCUUUAGAUAGUCAUUCUAUGAAUAUAUAACAGAAAAUCCCCCCUUUGACGCAUAAUCAUCUCCAACAAAAGCACCAAAGCCGAUUGAAAUAUUGACCACAGAACCAUUAAAAGUAUUCAAGCAGCUACUAUGUGUACAAAUCAUCCCCAGGAUCUUGGGUAAUGCCAUUGAGAAUUUCCGGGAAUUGCACAGACAUUUUCAAAAUUCAUGACUUGCACGAGCUUUCCAUUUCAAUUUUUCCUUGCCAGUGUUCAGUGUGAUCAAGGGGAGAUUAUUAGAUUGGAACGUGGUGUGCAAGCAUUGCUCAAAACUUUGACACUGGUUAUUUUGGCACAUAAAUUACAUACAUAUGUAUAUUUAAGGCAUAAAAAAGAGCAUUUUAAUCUGUGCUGAGAAAAUAGAUGGUAAAAAAUUUACAUUUUUUACCAAUUGUCACACAAAUAAUUUUCAACCAUGCAGCAGAAUUUGCUGUGAGGUUGUUUUUUUUUCUCAGUGUUUCAAUGCUGUGUGUUCAUGGGGUGAGCGACAAACGUUGUGUGAACACUAUUAUAUGGUGAAUAAUGCAAAAAUGCAUGGCAAAGUUUAUGGAAUACGAAAUUGAGUGAUAAAAUGCUCCUGCAUGAAUUAUUUCUCUAGCAAAUUUUCUCUCGUGGCAUCAGCAACAAUUAUAACUUUAUCAAUAUUAAGAAAAUGAUAUUGAAAAAGUUAGCAAUUGGAGAAUCCAUUUGAAAUUGGAAAUUUCAAGCAUGAGCAACACGAGGUAUUGUUGCAAUUUAAGCUCUCGCGUUGAGUCUCCCCUUGACGUUGUUCUAUUAUUCAGUCUAAGUGUACAAUUAUUAGAUAAUCCACCGAUAAUCUCACCAUGGCUUCUCUGACCUAUAAUCUUUGCAAAGAAAGUGACUCUAACAAAAUGCAUAUCACCAGAGUAUUUCUUCAUAAUCCCUCAGAUGACUCAGUAAUAUUGUUAUCACAGUGAUCUAUUUAUCAAUGAAACAAGUAGUGUAUAGUCGAUAGGAUCUCAACAAGGAAUACUAGCGAUGAAAUGGUAUUUGAAGGCAUUUUGUUAAUGAGGACAAAAAAUGUUGAUAGUGCAUUGAAAAGUAUCCGGAAAUUGAAAAAAAGGAAGUGUGCAGAAAAUUUAUGUAGCAUUUUGAGAUCAACACGAUUGUUACAUUUUGUAGUUUAUAUUUAUAAGGAAACUAUUAUCCAGUAUUGUGUCAUAUCGCUGUGUAUGUUGAAUAAUUAAAGUAAAAGUCAUUGAGAUGUAUUCAAUAAAAGGAUGUCCAAGGAAGUCCUCAUAA
Molecule: messenger RNA, 3951 nt
Organism: Phlebotomus argentipes
Lineage: Eukaryota; Metazoa; Arthropoda; Insecta; Diptera; Psychodidae
Gene: hig
Product: locomotion-related protein Hikaru genki
Exons: 10
Coding region: 131-2407 (758 amino acids)
Source: RefSeq, a predicted model, not a curated record